Molecule: messenger RNA, 1146 nt
Organism: Ogataea philodendri
Lineage: Eukaryota; Fungi; Ascomycota; Pichiomycetes; Pichiales; Pichiaceae
Exons: 2
Coding region: 1-1146 (381 amino acids)
Source: RefSeq, a predicted model, not a curated record
AUGAAAAUGUUGAAGAUGUUGGUUCUCUUAUCCAUGAAAGGUCUCUUGAAAAUCAAAGCCACACACAGCAAUGAAAAUGGCUCUCAGGAAAAUGUGGAACAGAUGAAUGGCCACCCAGAAAUAGUUGUUGGCCUUGUAUUGAGCAUACAAGAAUCCAAACUUGUUCAAAACCUUCUCAUCUCCGAAAAGAAGGUAUGCUGGGUUCUUGAACUUUCUCACAGAUCUGGAUCCAGCAAGAAGAAUUCUGAUCGAGGCAUAGACCAUCAUGAUCAAUGCAAUUGCCAGAAUUGCGACUGCAAACACAACACAUCCAGCAGAAUCAACUCGUGUGAAUUCCCAAAUACACAAGAACGUGAGUGUUGGGAAAGUGAUGUUGUACAAUCUGUAAAGACAUCCUUUGAUGACAGAUCUGUAAUGGUUUCUGAACCCAAUAACUUUGUUUCCCUUGAUUGCUCCUGUUCUUGCCAUCAACUCACAAAUUCCUUUGAAAAUGGUGGUCAGCACAAGCAACGCGAAACCAACAAAGAGGAAGAAAAUGAUACCUGUCAUGAAGAUGUUGGAGAUCUCGAUGUUGGACAAAUAAGCAACUCUUUGGAUACCUCUAAGAAUCAAAGUUUUCGAUCCAACAUCGUCCUCAUUGGUGGUGUACAGACUCGAGUCGCUCAAGACAUCGCUAGAAGAGUCCGAGCUUUCGGCGGUGAUUCUUUUCACAAGUCUCAGUUUCUUCAACAUCUUUUGAACAGAGAUCGAAAUCACCGACUUGCUUUGCAGGAUCGAGGUGACUUUUCCGCCAGUUGCCUGGACAUACCAGUAAAUCAUAUCUUGCAUGAACUGGACACGGAUAAUACCCAGAGACCACAUGAAAUUCUGAGCCCAGGCAGCGGCGACUGGUGGAACCAAAGAGACACCCAUCAUGGAGGUGAGAGCCAAGUUCUGGAAGUAGAUGAAAAGAGAAGCGGCAUUCGAGGCGAUGUGGGCCGCAGUGGCGGAGUGGCCGAGAAUCGACACAAACGACGACACCACCAGUCCGAAACCAGAAACAAUGGCAAUAGGCCAUCCGGCGUAUCUAGUUUGCACACUCUUGCCGUUGGUCAUGGUUGCCUUGACACAGGCGAGAGGAUCGGUUCUGUCUGUGUCAUUUGUUGA